Messenger RNA from Aricia agestis (brown argus), 3723 nucleotides. It is a transcript of the gene Pkn, whose product is annotated as serine/threonine-protein kinase N. Gene Ontology annotation, molecular function: protein serine/threonine kinase activity; ATP binding; small GTPase binding. The coding region runs from base 228 to 3353 and encodes 1041 amino acids. Gene Ontology annotation, biological process: protein phosphorylation; signal transduction. The transcript has 2 exons. Lineage: Eukaryota; Metazoa; Arthropoda; Insecta; Lepidoptera; Lycaenidae. The record is from RefSeq and is a predicted model, not a curated record.
UCGUUGAUUUCGCUGGCCGAACGACUUGUUUAUAAAUGUUUAUAAUUUAAUUUAUUAAUUAAGUUUAAAACUUGCGUUUUUACAUAAUGUUAAUUUUUACUUACUACAAGUUUGUUUGCUUUGUAGUAUCAUUCAUUUUGAUCAACGGUUAGUGAUAGAAAAGCAAUAAGAGUGAUAUUUUCUCACAUAAUUAUGGUUAACUGACGUUAUACAGUGCAUCCUCAAUUAUGGCAGACCCAAGUUACUACCACAGUGAUUAUAUUCGACACCCAGUUCUGUACGAGUUGGGAGUCAAGUAUGGAAUUAAGACGGAAUGUAUUCCAGAAAUAGCUUUGCCGUCUAAGUUGGAAGAACUCAAGGAUGUCAUACGUCGAGAAAUACGUAAAGAACUCAAAAUAAAGGAAGGCGCAGAAAAGUUGCGAGAAGUCGCAACCGACCGGAGAUCACUUGCUGAUGUUGCAAAUCUCGUUAAACAAGCAAAUAUAAAGCUUAAUGAACUCAAAUCUGACUUACAAGAGUUGGAGUCGCAGCUUAUUCUAUCUCGAGGCCAGUCGACUCCUACAUCACCUGAAAACCUGUCCUACGAUGAGGAAAUCAUACUGGCUUCGGAGGCGGCACAACAGCAGCGCCAAUUGGGCGAAGGCACUGCAGACCGUAAAUUGGCGUCGCUGGAAAAACAGCUAAAUAUCGAGUUAAAGGUAAAACAAGGCGCCGAAAAUAUGAUUCAGAGCAUAAGCAGCAGCAACCAAUCGAGGGACAAAAAACUCCUCGCAGAAGCUCAUCAGAUGCUCGCUGAUUCUAAAGAUAAAAUUGAAUAUCUCAAGUUACGAAUUUCUAAACUAAGUAAGCAGCAAAAAGGAGAAAAUGCAGGUGCAAAUGGUGAUGGUAGAAACUCCGAUAUGACAGGUGGAGACCCACUGUUAGAUGAGAGGAUCGCAGAACUCAGAAUGAGACUGAGGAUUGAGGCAGCUGUUGUAGAGGGUUCAAAAAAUGCAAUAAGGUUGUUACAAAGUGAUAAAAAACUUACAGAUAAGAAGGCUCUCCACGAAGCCCAAACCAACUUACUUGAAUCAACACAAAAGCUGGACCUGUUGCGUAGAUCACUUGAUAUGCGCAGGCACGAACUACCAGUGGAGAGUGCUGCAUUUAUAGAACUAGGAAAUGAAUUGAGAAGCACAGGGUCGAGUCCUGGCUACGUAAGCUUGACUGGAGCUAAUGCUUCGAGAAACCAAAUCAUGUCUCCAUGGCCCAUGAUAAGUCCAUGUGUUCAAGUAACGGGAACCUUAGAAGUGAGAUUAAUGGGUUGUCAAGAUUUGCUAGAGGAUGUGCCCGGUCGCACAAGAAGAGAUCCCCUAGCGAGUCCAUCCGACUUAAAGUCUUUUGUGAAAGGGGUUACAAUUCGUAACUCCAUGAAGUAUACAUAUAGCAUUAAAGAAGAUACAAGCAAUGAAAUAAUGGCAGUUAUGAAACUUGACAAUCACACAGUAGCUCAGACCAGUUGGAGGCCAUGCUCCCAACAAGCUUGGGAUCAAAGAUUCACCAUCAAACUAGACAAAUCAAGAGAACUUGAAAUAGGAGUCCAUUGGAAAGAUUGGCGUGGCCUUUGCGCUGUAAAGUUUUUGAGGCUAGAAGAGUUUAUUGAUGAUAUAAGACAUGGAAUGGCUCUAGAGCUGGAACCUCAAGGCUUGUUGUUUGCAGAAAUAAAGUUCUUGAAUCCUAUCAUUUCAAGGAAGCCAAAGCUGCAACGUCAAAAGAAAAUCUUCAAACAACAAGGGAAAAACAUACCAAGAACCUCAUAUGGCGAAAUGCAUAUACCUGCUGUUGUGUUGGGUAGACUGCUCAAACGUUCAUCACCAUCCAUACAAAAUAUACAAAGUGCCCAUAUAAUUUCACAACAAAGCAACUUUGAAGCAGCUCUGGAGAACAAAGAUGUAGAGAACUCCAAUGCAACAUUUGCUGGAAUGGCAGGAGUGAGACCACUAGGUUUGCCUUCUACUCCUACAACACCUCAAGUGCCUAAUAUACCACCACCAAAACCGAUAUUGCCUUUGCAACCGCCUCCAAAUGUUUCAACACUCAGAAUGGAAAAAGAAUUACAGGAGGCUUUUGCUUUCCUAGAAGACUCAUAUACUAGAGAAAACUAUGUACCAAAAGAGCCACACUCUUCUACUUGUAAUACUCCUCUGGUGGAGUAUCCACCGUCACCAUCACCAAAAAUGGUUCUGGAAUUCCCCAGUAAUGAAGACCAGAUUGUCGAGAUUACGAGUAACAUGAGGAUUUCAUCUUCCCGUUCUUCCUCAGUCAUAGAAACGUUAGGGAAGGAGCCAGACUCUAGGAGACUGUCUGGUGAAAUGUCGAUGGACAGCUUCAGAUUGCUGAGCGUUCUAGGCAGAGGACACUUUGGAAAAGUCAUUUUAUCCCAGUAUAAACCGACUAAUGAAUAUUUUGCAAUCAAAGCUUUAAAGAAAGGUGAUAUAAUUGCUAGAGAUGAAGUUGAUUCUUUGUUAUCGGAAAAACGUAUUUUUGAAGUAGCUAAUGCCAUAAGGCAUCCAUUUUUGGUUAACUUGUUUGCUUGUUUCCAAACUGAGCAGCAUGUUUGUUUUGUUAUGGAGUAUGCAGCUGGUGGAGAUUUGAUGAUGCAUAUACAUGCAGAUGUGUUCACUGAACCGAGGGCAGUAUUCUAUGCAGCUUGUGUGGUUUUGGGGCUUCAGUAUUUGCAUGAAAACAACAUAAUUUAUAGAGAUUUAAAGCUCGACAAUUUGCUUCUGGAUACUGAAGGAUAUGUCAAAAUUGCUGACUUUGGUCUGUGUAAAGAAGGAAUGGGAUGGGGGGAUCGUACGGGAACAUUUUGCGGUACCCCCGAGUUCUUAGCACCAGAAGUCCUGACUGAGACUUCUUACACUAGAGCAGUGGACUGGUGGGGACUUGGAGUUUUAAUAUUUGAAAUGUUAGUUGGGGAGUCACCAUUCCCUGGUGAAGAUGAGGGAGAAGUGUUUGAUUCUAUUGUUAAUGACGAAGUUCGCUACCCUAGGACCUUAUCACUAGAAUCAAUUGCCUUAAUGAGACGUCUCUUGAGAAAGAAUCCUGAAAGACGUUUAGGAUCGUCAGAAAGAGAUGCAGAGGAUGUAAAGAAACAAGCUUUCUUCCGCAAUGUUGAGUGGGAACAACUACUGUUACGUAAAGUUAAACCACCAUUUGUGCCAACAAUAAACAAUCUUGAAGAUGUUAGUAAUUUCGAUAGUGAGUUUACUUCGGAAGCAGCAGUAUUGACUCCACCUAAAGAGCCUAGACCUCUUACGAGCACCGACCACAAGCUGUUCUCAGAUUUCACGUAUAUGGCAGACUGGUGCUAGGUGAAAUAUUAUAUUUUCUUCUAAGAGAUUCUUAAUUGUAUUUAAACAAUAAACCCCCAUGGCCUUACAUGUGUGAGUGAAAUAAUCUGUAUUUUGAUAUAAUAAUCAUAGUUUUAAGAUUAUUAAUAUAGAACACUUUGUUAACUUGUAUUUAAUGCAGUUGAAUGCAAUAUUUUAUAAUAAAUUGUGUAAUUUUAACAUAAGUUUUAAAUAGCACUAACUUUAUUUUUUUAAAAUGUCAUGUUACAGAUUUAUAUAUUAUUAUGUAGUUAUGAAAUUGAUUAACUUUAGAAAAAGAAUUAAGUACACGUGUGUCAAAUCAUUGUUUCAGUCAAUUCUUAUUAUGUGAAAUAAAGAUAUAAACAACAUG